CUAAAAUUAAAUGCAUUUAAAUAAUUGAAUACAAAAUUACCUAAAAAAAAAUGUAUAGCUAAUUUAAAUUUAAUUGCGUUAUUAUUGUGCGAUAAAAGUUGUUGAAUUAUUUCCAGUUUUAUUAUUAGUACUUUGAUAAUAGAAGAUUAUUUCUAAUUUUAUUCUUAGUACUUCGAUAAUUAUUAUAGAUAUUGACAUAUUGUUUGAUUAUCAAAAAUGAACUAAUGCACGUUCACUCUGUAUUGUACGUUCAUCGAUGACACUUAUAACUUUUAACAUAAUACUUUCUAUCUAAUCUAUGAAAAAAUCACUCAAUUCAAGCGUAUAAUGUUUUUGGUAAAAUCGAAAACAUUUAAUUAUUUUAAAGUUUCAAAAAGCUGUAACUCAUUCAAUUUUAGGUUUAGAAUUAUGGUCAAUGGAUCAAAAUUACUUAGAAUAAAAUAAUCUAUCCAUAUCUGGUGACAAAAAUAGGUGUUGCAAUUUAAAAAAAAAUUUGUAUUGCUCAUGCGCAUACUACAAGAGUUAAAAAUUUGAAAUUUGUCCUUAAAUGUGUUUUUCAGUACCCCUUAGCUAUUGCAGCAAACCGUAUUUCAAUCUAAGAUUAUCGGGCUGAGAUAUUUAGUGGUACAUUUAAAACGGGACACACUGUAUAUAACGAAUCACAUUAUCUACAUAUAUUAAAACAAAUAUUAAUACCCAAUGCAUUGUUUUUUAACAAAAUCAAACUAGUUUUUACUAAAAAUAGAAUAAUGUGUCAUAUUAAAAGAAUAAUUGAUUUAAUCAAAAAUAAUGACAAUCAAAGUACAAGCAUAAAUACAUAAGUUAAUUCUGUAAUAUUUACAAUAUUAUAUUUGUAUUAUAUUACCAUCUUUCAAAACACCAACAAAUUGUACAAUAAGCAUAUAGGAUAAGAGUUAAAACAUGGAUUGCUUGAAUAAGAACCCACCCAUUAGUGGGCACUUACUUGACUUGAUGUUUAGGGUAAUUAAGGAGGGAUAUUUAAUUUAAAUGGUCACGACACCAUUUCCUUUUGAGUCUACGUUGUAGAAUUCCAGGGAGUGAGAAGGUUUGGUAAUUAGCUCUUUUAUUAGUGGGUUAGGGUGAUUUUCAAGUCUGUCAAAAAUACGUUUGUAAAAAAGUUUCACUUCAGUUACAACAGGUAGAAUUCCAAGAUCUUAGUGGAGAGUUAAGUUAGAGACAAAGAAGGGAGCGUUAGUGAUUUAAGAUUUUAAUGAUCGUGGUACUUGCUUAAUAAUACGACAAUAGUGAUCUAGGCGAUACCAGCGCUCUCUAUUAACUCUCUCUUAUUUUAGAACUUCCUGGCAACGGAUUUUAAAAGCUUCUCAAUAUAUAAUUGUUAUCGCGUCACAAUGUCAUGUAACUCUAAUAUUGUAGUAUAGGUAUAGUGUGUUAGGUAUACCUACUGAUUAGUGUACGGUUUUAUUUGUUUGUGUUAACUUGAACGUAUAUUUUUAUAAUAUUUUUACGAAUAGGUAUUUACAGGUAAACAAUGAAAAUUGCAAGUAGGUGUUAGUAGUGUUUUCUAUGUAUACCUAAAAAAAAAAUUAACCUUAAUAUCAUAACUAUAGGUACAGAAACUAAGGAUACAAAUCUAUAAAAAUUUAACAAGUUCAAAAUGUUUUCAAUAAAUAAACGUAUGAUGCGAAUGAAAUUUCACUAUUUUCUUUAUUUGGGUGGUGUUGCUUCUAUCGUAGGAUUUUCUCCGACCAUAGCUAAACAAAUGGGCUAUUCACCAAUGUUAGUUGGUUACCUUUACACAUAUCUAUCUAUUUUAUCCUUUCUAGUCAAGCCUAUUAUUGGAAUCAUAGUUGAUAAAUUUCGAGUGAAAAGAAUCAUGUUUCUAGCAUUUGUCUUAACGUGUGGUCUAACAGCAUUUGCGUUAAAUUUUAUUCAAAAACUACCAACGGAAACUGCUGCGAUUUUAAGUUGUAACACCACAACAGUAUUGAACGUUUGUUCAAACGUUGCAGGCCAGUUGCCUGAAUGUGAUGAUAGUCUAUCUAAACUCUUAACAAAUAAUUCUGGGUCGAUUACAUGUCAAUUGUUUUGUCAGCCAAAUAAAUCAUUUCGGGAUGAAAUAUGUAAAUCUUGGAGUAAGGAUUAUUGUAUUCCUCAAUACAACAAGGAUACAAACAAUAAUCUUGAACAUUAUAAUGUAUCUUUGUUUAAAAGUAUAACAGAUCAGAUAGAAAACAAUUUCGGGUUUGAAGUAAAAAUGGUGCAGUUCAUGAAAAACCAGGUUUUAUUAUUUCCCUCGUGUCUAAAACCAGUGAGCACUGGAUGUGAGAUCGACUGCUCGAAUGAUGUUAUAAUGGAAUUAGCUACUGUUACAAAGUUCGAAGGGAGCAUUUUCGGCUUACACCAGUUCUGGGAAUAUUUCAUUGUUAUGAGUUUGUUUUGGGUUGGUCAAGCAAUCACUUGGAGUCUUCAAGAUCCAAUUUGCUUUGAUCUCUUAGGUGUGAAACUUGAAGAUUUUGGUAAGCAAAGGUGUUGGGGAUCUAUUAGUUGGGGACUUUUCUCAAUAUUUGGCGGAGCACUUGUUGAUUAUUUUAGUGAUAGUGAUAUUCACAAGAACUACUCUCCUAUUUACUAUCUAUGUCUUAUAAUCGUAGUCUGUGAUUUCGUGGUAGCUUACAAAAUAAAAAUUACUGAGACAAUUGGAUCUAAAAAUACACUAUCUGACGUAUUCAAAUUGCUAACAAAUGUGAAUAUAGUGAUAUUUUUUGUGUGGAUCAUAUUAAUGGGUGUUUGUACGUCUAUGGUGUGGAAUUACCUUUUUUGGUAUAUGGAGGAUUUAACUCAGAAGUAUCAUAGUGAAAAGCAAUUGUGGAUAAAAACAUUACAGGGUUCAGCCAUAGGAAUCCAAUGCAUUGGUGGUGAAAUGCCAUUUUUAUUUUUUUCUGGUUGGAUUAUCAAACGAAUUGGUCAUUCGCAAUGCAUGGCGUUAGGUCUUUUCACUUUUGCUGUUAGGUUUUACCUGUAUUCUAUUAUAACAAAUCCUAUUUGGAUACUGCCAGUUGAAUUCACUAACGGAAUCACAUUUGGAUUGUGCCACGCUGUAUUGAUGGAAUACGCAAGAAUCGUUGCUCCUGCAAGUGCUGUAACUACAGUGGUAGGAUUUUCAGGAGCACUGUUUGAAGGUGUCGGUAUAUCUUUAGGUGGUUUAAUAGGUGGAUUUUUUUACGAAAAAUUUGGAGGAGUAUCAACAUUUAAGUUAUUUUCUUGCGGCUCCUUAUCGAUGGGCAUUCUUCAUGUUAUAUUUAUUGUGUUUAGUAAGACAAAUGUAAAUGGUAUAGGCACGAUAAACUGAAAUGAUUUUUGUUUAAGUUAAAGCUACGUACCAAAUUUAAUGUUUUUACAAAAUAAGUAUAAAUUGAAAUGCAAAGUAAUUUAUGUAUAUUUAUGUCUUAAGUGCCUACUUAAGUAUCAACCUAUAAUAAUGUUUAAUAACUUAUAAUUUAUAAAAUAUAAUACUUAUUAAUCA
Molecule: messenger RNA, 3505 nt
Organism: Myzus persicae (green peach aphid)
Lineage: Eukaryota; Metazoa; Arthropoda; Insecta; Hemiptera; Aphididae
Product: major facilitator superfamily domain-containing protein 6-like
Exons: 9
Coding region: 1637-3331 (564 amino acids)
Cellular component (GO): membrane
Source: RefSeq, a predicted model, not a curated record